This is a messenger RNA of Chenopodium quinoa (quinoa), 486 nucleotides long. RefSeq names its product protein piccolo-like. The record is from RefSeq and is a predicted model, not a curated record. The transcript has a single exon. NCBI's taxonomy places the organism in Eukaryota, Viridiplantae, Streptophyta, Magnoliopsida, Caryophyllales, Amaranthaceae. The coding region runs from base 1 to 486 and encodes 161 amino acids.
AUGGAGAGAAAAAAUAUUGCUUUAUGGGUUUUCAUUACUACAUUCUUAGCUGUGAUAUCUAAGUCAAAUUGUCAAUAUAGACCAGCCCCUGCACUUCCAUUCCCGAGUUUUCCUGCACUCCGUCCUUUGUGCCUUUCCCAAUUUGCCCUUGUUAAUCAUGCAUGUUCUAUGCUUCCUUAUUCACCGUUGCCCCCUCCUGCUCCACCUGCUCCACCAACUCCUCCUGCACCUGCUCAACCCCCUUGCCCCCCAAAAACUGGCCAUCGACAUGGACACCAUCACAGGCAUAGGCAUACCAGUUCCGCCCCUGUCAGUGCUGCAGCAGAGGAAUGUUGCCGCUGGUUGAAAGAAGUCGACACUCAAUGUGUCUGUGAUUUGCUCGUUCGUUUGCCUAUAUUUCUGGCCAAGCCUUCACAUGAUUAUACGGUUAAUGUUAGUGAAGACUGUAGUGUCACCUACCAAUGUCCAGGCCGGGUGAUGAAUUGA